UCACUAUAGUAUUUAGGGUCAUAUCUUGAAUUUUCUAAGCUACACAGCUGUUAAGUUCUGUCAAAUUGCAUUUGAUUUCGCAGCAAGCGACUCUAUGAGCAACUGACACCAGAAAACAGGUCAACAUAUUUUAUUUAACACACAUUACUGUUCUGCAAAUAGUCAACCUUCUAUUUCCUAAAUGUGGAACACCUAACAGCUUAUUAACGACUUCAACUAUGAAGAUCUGCUAUGGCUGCUGUAGUUAAUACUAGAGCUCUUUUCGCUUGCCGGAGAUUGGUGUCCAGUUCUCGAUUCUCUGGAUUUUUUUCCGCAUCAAGUAAACCGUGUGGACUUCAGGCCCUUUGUCGGAACCUAAACAUCACCUCCAAUUGCAGUGGAGAAGACAAAGUAACUGUCCACUUCAUCAACCGAGAUAACGAAAAGCUUACAGCUGUGGGAAAGAUAGGCGAUUCAUUAUUAGAUGUGGUCAUUAAUAACAAUCUAGACAUAGAUGGAUAUGGGGCCUGUGAAGGAACUUUGGCUUGUUCAACAUGUCACGUAAUCUUUGAGGAACAUAUCUUUAAGCAACUGGAUCCAAUCACUGAUGAGGAAAUGGAUAUGUUAGAUCUUGCAUAUGGACUGACAGAACAGUCUCGUUUAGGCUGCCAAGUCUGCCUAACUAAGAAAAUGAAUGGAAUGACCGUUAGAGUGCCUGAGGCAGUUGCAGAUGUACGACAAGCAGUUGAUGUGGGCAAAAGUUCAUAACCACUAUUGUGUAGUACUGCAGACCGACAUAGAUUUAUUUUUCUUUCACUUUUGUUUUGUAUUAUAAUAGUCUUUAUAGUUAUACUAAUUUGUGCAAUUUUUAUAUGAAUAUUUUAGAGUCCUGUUUUUCUGAAUAGUAUUGUGUGUAAAUAAAAAUAGCCAAAUGA
This is a messenger RNA of Protopterus annectens (West African lungfish), 914 nucleotides long. RefSeq names its product ferredoxin 1 (gene FDX1). The record is from RefSeq and is a predicted model, not a curated record. Lineage: Eukaryota; Metazoa; Chordata; Ceratodontiformes; Protopteridae. Gene Ontology annotation, molecular function: 2 iron, 2 sulfur cluster binding. The transcript is spliced from 5 exons. Gene Ontology annotation, biological process: P450-containing electron transport chain; positive regulation of oxidoreductase activity. Bases 232 to 747 code for a protein of 171 amino acids. Gene Ontology annotation, cellular component: mitochondrion.